GAGCGCUAGUUUCUAGUACUUUCGACCGCGCCUGUGUGGUGUCUUCUGCGUUCGCGACAGGACGUCGGAAGUGGAGCUUCUGAGUUUGAGCUUCUAGAGUAGGUUGGAGAAGCCUCUUUUCGUCCUAAACUUCGACAGGGAAGCGUUCGUUGUGACCAUCUAUCCGUCUUGAGUGGGGCAUCGACGGCCUGUGCAACAACUUGAGUUUUCGGGAAGUGUUCCUUCUCGGAGAAGUGGUUAAAGCCGCAGGCAGAGAUGUCUAACUAUGUGAACGACAUGUGGCCGGGCUCGCCGCAGGACAAGGAGUCCCCCCCCACGGGCCCUUCCAGCCGCCGGUCGUCCUCGCGGUCCAGUAGUCGCUCCUCUUCGAGAAGCGCUCGGUCCGGCGUUAGCGUCUCGAGUCGGUCGUCGUCUCGCAGUCGAAGCCUGCUCCGGAGAAGGGGCAGGUCACGGUCUCGCUCCCGGAGGCACCACCAGCGGAAUUGCAGGCGCUACUCGCGGUCGUAUUCGCGGAGCCGUUCGCGGUCCCGCAGCCGCCGGUACCGAGAACGGCGCUACGUGUCUUCUAGGAGGCAUUACCGCCCUCCUUCGCGCCACCGAUCCCGCAGCAGGUCCCGCUCUCGGGGGAGGUCCUACUAUAGAAAGACCGGUGAUCUCGCGCGGGGCCGACGGUACUAUGGCUUUGGCCGCACCGUGUACCCGGGAGAACACAGAAGUUGGAGGGAGAGAUCCAGGACGAGGUCGCGGAGCAGAACCCCCUUUCGCUUAACUGAGAAAGAUCGAGUGGAGCUGUUAGAAAUCGCAAAAGCCAAUGCAGCGAAAGCUUUAGGAACAGCCAACCUUGACUUGCCACCUAGUCUGAGAACUGUGCCUGUAGCUAAAGAGGCAAACCGUGGAACAGCUGUGAAGUUCGAGAAAUCUUGAAUGUGGUCUCCAGACAUUGAUGAAGAAAAUCUGUUGGUAAUUGGUACAUGGGCUAAAGCAUCAGGUUUAAAUAACUUUAAAUAUGUUCACACAUGAAAGCUUAGCUUUUGGUUAGUUAGAUGAUGUGCAUGCUAGAAUUUGGGUCAGGCACUAAAAGCUUUAAAACUAAUGGACAGUACACUUUGUAACGAUGGCGCAUCUGUGUUAUAGAUGUCCCUUUCAUAAUAUAUGCAAUAUAUUCCAGAUGUUUUGAAAGAUUACUGAAGAAGAGACCCGCUUCACUUGCAGAUAAGUUUGUUGUAAUUCUCCAGAAAUGGGCAGGAUAUGCACUGGCAAAUGACACUUUCUUUAUGUGAAAUCUAAAGCAUAAAAUUCAUAAUUUCAGAGGUUUAAGGGAGUUAUCAGUUGAUGUUCAUAUUUGUUUCUGAUUUAUGUUGAACUUAGGGACUGCUUAGUUUUUUUUUGUAUUGAAUACAUCCUUUAACUCUCAAGUGUCUGAAUAAAAAAACGUGGAAGAAUCAGUUAACGUUGAACACAGAUGAUGUGUUCUAGAUGUGCUAUCUAGAUGAGUCUACAGUUGGGACCGCGAUGUGGGUUUGUUAUUAGUAGACAAAUAGGGUCUUAGUUGAAUUGCUUAUUCAGGUGGUUAGGUGCCUAAACAGACAAGUGUCAUAGUUAAUUGAAGAAAUAAAUUAGAAACUAGGUGUUUUCUGGUAUGACUUUACUCUUAAAAGUUAUUUGAAUUUGGAGUAGGGGGAUAAAAUUAUCUGUAUUAUGGCAAAUGAUGCCUUAAUCAAGGUUUUCAUUAAAGAAAUUUUGAGGGAAAACCUCAACAGUAGUCUGUUGUUUAGGCUGAUAAUUAUAUGGUUAAAGCCAGCUUGACUUGUGUAAGCACCUGAAUUUGUAUACUACUUGUUACACAGCACUCAAACCAAGGGCAUGCUUUUAAAAAAUAUACUCUCUUACCUGUCUAGCUAUCGGAAAAGCUAACCAAAGAUGGAACUAAAAGUCCCAGUGAAAAAUCUUUCCAGCAAAGAAGCAUAGCUUUUAGCUCUAAUUUAGUAAGUACUAUCAACAACAACAACAACAAUCUA
Molecule: messenger RNA, 2018 nt
Organism: Loxodonta africana (African savanna elephant)
Lineage: Eukaryota; Metazoa; Chordata; Mammalia; Proboscidea; Elephantidae
Gene: RSRP1
Product: arginine and serine rich protein 1
Exons: 4
Coding region: 256-924 (222 amino acids)
Source: RefSeq, a predicted model, not a curated record